Molecule: messenger RNA, 1021 nt
Organism: Cryptomeria japonica (Japanese cedar)
Lineage: Eukaryota; Viridiplantae; Streptophyta; Pinopsida; Cupressales; Cupressaceae
Exons: 2
Coding region: 277-918 (213 amino acids)
Source: RefSeq, a predicted model, not a curated record
UGUCUUCUAGCCCUAAAAGUGACUUUCAUUUCAUUCACUUGCAAAAAAAGGAAGAGUAAAGUGAGUUGGGAAGAAAAACAAGGGUGCAUAGAAGAAAAACCAGCAAGGAGGAAGCUCAAGUUUUCUUCAAUUUGUCACAUUGGAGCUGCAUUGUGUUUCGAUUUGGUGCAUCAAGAGUUGGAUAGGAAGAGUUUGCAGCUCAUUUCAAGCUUGUUGUAAGAGCAAACUUCACUUUAUUAUUUGCCUCAACUUCAACUUUCACAAAACUAUCCUAAAAUGUCUACUUCAGCUUCUAGACCCCCCAUGAGAAAGGACCUUGCUUGGAAAUAUCAUGAGGAUUUUCCAGGGCAAGGAAAGGGGCAAACAAAAUGUAUGUUUUGCAAAACAAUAUUCCAUAGAGGUAUAUAUAGGCUGAAAUACCAUAUUGUUGGUGUGCGUGGACAUGAUGCCGAACCAUGCCUAAAAGCAGUCUCUGAGGCCGUACGUGAUUGUUAUGUAAUGGUUGAGGAGAUUGAAAGAAAAAAGAAACAAAAGGAGGAUCGAGCGGCCAUUGGGAGAGAGACAGUUUUAGGAAGAGGGACACAGUUAGGUUGUGUUGGAGGCCCUUCUUCCUUACCUCCAUAUCGUCCCACUCAGUUUGCUAUUGCUGGUGCUUCCGUUUCUGCUUCUGCUUCUAUAAGUGGCAGUGCCACCGCCACUUCUCAUGCUCCUACCACUAGUAGUUGUAGUGGGAAUGUUACCAUUGGACCUAGGAUUCGUAAAUCUAGGUUGGAUUCCUUCUUUGUGCCUCGCACUACUCCUGGGUCCCAACCGUUGCUUGAGGGCAUGAGUUGGAACAAGGAGGUCCAUGAUGCUGCUAAAAUGGCAAUUGGUAGGUUUUGGAGCUACAACUGUAUUCCAUUCUUUGUAGCCAGGUGAAUGUUUUACUAACUUUUAUGUUUGAUAACUUUGAUUGUUUUAAUUUUUAUACUUAACUUAUCUCAUUGAAUUUUUAUACUUAACUUAUCUCAUUGAGUUUCUU